Tuber aestivum (summer truffle) is the source of this 3443-nucleotide messenger RNA. The record is from the annotation of a GenBank genome assembly. Lineage: Eukaryota; Fungi; Ascomycota; Pezizomycetes; Pezizales; Tuberaceae.
AUGCCUCCACCUCCUCACGCGAAGCCUGAGAAUAUUCUCAAGGUUUGUCGGCGUCCUUGCGCCCCGCAAUCAUGCCCCCCUUCUGCUGUUUGUUCUAUGAUAGAUCCAAUGCAAAUCUAACCCUUUUCUCAAAUUUUAUAGCGAGCCCAAGAGCUUGUUGCCGUCAACAAGAAUUUGAGUGCUCUUGAACUUCUCCACGAACAUGUUACGGCCAAAAGAUCGCGACUUUCACCCAUCGCUUCACUGGAGCCUGUCAUGGUGCUCUUUGUGGAGCUCUGUGUCAGCCUCAGAAAAGGAAAGACGGCAAAGGACGGGCUGUAUCAGUACAAGAAUAUCGCCCAGAAUAGUAGUGUCCAGACGAUUGAGGUUCGUGGAUGGCCUUGCGACUCGUCCUUAUUCGACGAUGUAUAUGACUGAUUGAUGCUGUAUAGAUGGUUCUUCGUAAAUUCAUCGAACUUGCCGAGACAAAGGUUACCGAAGCCCAGGAACGGGCGGAGCAAAUCACUUUGGAUGCAAUCGAUGACCUCGAGGCCUCCGAGACACCAGAGUCUAUCCUCCUCUCCACGGUUUCCGGCGAACAAUCCCGGGAUCGAACGGACCGGGCCGUUGUCACGCCAUGGUUGAAGUUUCUUUGGGAGACUUACCGUACUGUCCUCGACAUCCUCCGCAACAAUGCGCGACUUGAGAUUAUGUAUCAGAGCACGGCCCUGCAGGCGUUUCAAUUUUGCUUGAAAUAUACCCGGAAGACCGAAUUCCGGAGGCUCUGUGAACUUCUCCGAAACCAUGUUCAGAAUGCUGCGAAAUACUCGACUCAGAUGCACGCCAUCAACCUGAAUGAUCCCGAUACCCUCCAGCGCCACCUUGAUACCCGCUUUCAACAACUCAACGUUGCGGUCGAACUUGAGCUGUGGCAGGAGGCUUUCCGCUCUGUGGAGGAUAUCCAUACUCUCCUCAAUCUGAGCAAGAGACCUGCCAAGAACAUCAUGAUGGCCAACUACUACGAGAAGCUGACUAGGAUCUUCUUGGUUUCCGACAAUUAUCUUUUCCAUGCCGCGGCCUGGAGCAGGUACUACAAUUUGCUCCGGACUAGCGCUGCUCAGGUUGCUGCGGGGCCUGCUUCGGCGAAAAAAGACUUCCCCGCUGCCUCCGAUGCAGAUCUCUCGCGCGCAGCUUCUCUCUAUCUCCUUGCUGCCCUUUCCAUCCCGGUGAUCAGUCAGGCCCGAUCCAAGGGUGCCCUUCUCGACGUCGAUGAAGCAAAGAGAAACAAGAAUACCCGCUUGACGAAUCUCCUCGGCAUGGGUAGAGCACCUACCAGAGCUGCCUUAUUCAAGGAUGCGAUUAGCAAGGGCGUCCUUAGGCGUGCUAGACCGGAAAUCAGGGAUCUGUAUACUAUCCUUGAGGUUGAUUUCCAUCCUCUAAGCAUUUGCAAGAAGAUCUCCCCUAUAUUGAUUCAGGUCGCUGCGGAGCCCGAUAUGAAGCCCUAUGUUGUCCCUCUUCAACAGGUCAUCCUCACUAGACUGUUCCAACAGCUCUCUCAGGUUUAUGACACCAUUCAACUGAGCUUUGUCAUUAACCUUGCGUCCUUCCCCGAGCCAUUUGAGGUUACUCCUUCUAUUAUUGAGAAGUUUAUCAUGAACGGGUGCAAGAAGGGUGAUUUGUCGAUUCGUAUUGAUCAUGCCGCGGGUGUUCUCACAUUUGAGUCCGAUAUAUUCUCGUCCACCAAGCCCUUGCACCCUGGCUCGGUGAUUGGAUCAGCCGAAAGGGAGACGGGUUCUGUCCAGAAACUCCAGAGCACCCCCUCGGAGAUUGUUCGUAGCCAACUCUCUAGACUCGCAAAAGCACUCUAUCUCACCUGCUCACAUGUCGAUCCCGAUUUCCAACGGUACCGUUUGGAGGCCAAGGCUGUGGCCUAUGCCAGGGCCCAGGCCGGUGCUCAGGAGGAGCACGAGGAUACACUUGCUCGACGGACCAUCAUCGAGAAGAAGAAGGAGGCUGCCGAGAGCGCUCUCCUUAAGAAGGAGAAAGAGGAGGCCCAGCAACGUCUGAUUAGAGCGGAAGAAGCCCGCGCUGCAGAGGCCGCUCGUGCUGCAGACCAACAGAAGAAACGCGAGCUGGAGAGAAUGAGGCAGGAGCAGGAGAAGAUUCGGAAAGAGGAACUCAAAAAACAACUGGACGAGCUUUCACUUGAUGCUAAGAUUGAUGUCGAGAACCUCGAGGAUCUUGAUAGCAGUCAAUUGAGAGCGAUGAAACUCGCCCAGUUGGAGAAGGAGAAGAGGGAGAUGGCCUCGAAGCUCAGGAUAACUGGGAAGAGGAUUGACCAUCUUGAAAGAGCGUUCCGUCGUGAGGAGGUUAAUGUUUUGCCCGAGGACUUGGAGAGGCAGAGGGCAGAUGAUCUGGCUGCGUAUGAGAAGAAGAGGCGAAUUACCCUCGAAAAUUCCAAGAGACAACACGAACAGGCAGUUGCGCUAAAGAAGCGGCUUAGUAGGCUUGUGCCUAUAUAUGAGACUUUCAGGGAGGAGAUUAAGCAACAGAGGCACCAGGAAUUCGAGUCAAGACGCAAGUCUGCCCAGAAGAAGCUUGAGGCUGAGAUGGAGAAGCGACGCCGGGAUAUCCGUGCUGCUAAGGAACGGGAGAGAAAGGAAGCGGAGGCCGCCGAAAGAAGAAGGGUGGAAGAGGAGGAGAGGGUACGCAGAGAGGAAGAGGAGAAGGUCCGGAAGGAAGCGGAGCUGCGUGCUAAGAUGGCGGAGGAUAAGGCAAAGCGUGAAGAGGAACGGAAGUAGGCUAACUUUUACUCCCUGGUUAUCUGGGGUGAUUAUACUAAUUCGCGCUGUAGGAGACUUGACGAGAUGGCCGCCAAACAACGCCAACGUGAGCAGGAAGUCGAAGAACGCAGGAUCCGUGAGAGAGCAGAGCGUGAGAAUCCCAGACGAGCCGCCCCCCACGAAGAGGCGCCUGCCACAGAAGUGCCAGGAUCUCGACCCUGGGCUGCCGGCCCCAGGGCUGGCGGUUGGCGUGAUCGUGAGCAGGUAAAGAGGACCGGCGAUUCCGCACCUCUUAACGGAGCCAGGGAUAAGGAAAGGGACGGAGAUAGCGCCAACGCAUCCCCAGCGCCUGCUGGCGAGCGCAAGAAGCUGAACCUUGCUCCGAGGACUCUUCCGAGGGAGGAUUUCCCAGUGCCACCUCAGCUCACCGAGCGUACUGCCGAGCGUGGGGCCUCUCCGUCUCAAGACGCCGCCGCACCGAAGCCGAACGUUUAUAGACCCCCUCCUCUCAGCGGCCGUACACUCCAGCCUGGCCGCCCCGCUUCCCCAGCCAGCGGUGGAGAGGCUGACAGCUCGAAGGUCGAGAAAUGGGUUCCACGCCACCGUCUCGGGGGAGCCAGAAAGGAGGGUGAGAGUAGCGAGAGGAGGGGCGGCGGAGGUGGUUGGGGGUCAAAGAACUAA